AUGGAACAACAAACACAGAAUGACCUGCCUUUCUUUAACUGGGAUGAUUUCUCGCCAUUACCGGGGUCCGUAACCUCUGAUAUAACCUCAUUGCUCUCAACCCGCUCCUAUCCCCUGCUCAAAUCAUCUAACUCACAGAAUGCUCAAAGUAAUACGUCAUCAUCGAGUCCUGGCGACUUCAUCCCUGAGUUCGCAUCUUACUUCAACCAGGCGAGCUCAAAGCAAGCACCCCUCUCUGAACCGACCACAACGCGACCACAAAAACGUCAGCGAAAUGGAUACAAGACGAUCGCGCAAGCGAAUGACCGCGGAGCGCGUCGAGAGUUGGGUGAUAGCAAGAUAAAUUCUGAAGAGCGUCGUCGCCUGCAACUUCGCGUAGCACAACGUGCAUAUCGUUCACGACAGCAAGCCACACUCGACGGCCUUAAGAACCACAUAUCGACCUUGGAGACAUCGAUUGAGAGAAUGAGUUCUGCUAUGCUAUCCUUUAGUGAGAAGCUGGUUCAAAGUGGGCUGCUUAGGUCAAACUCUGCUCUGACAGCAGAGUUACGUGACACCAUGACGGUAUUCCUUAAUGUAGCUUCCAAAGCAAACCUCGACGACGAGAAAAGUCUCUCAGUCGACUAUAAUAAGACAAUUGACUCUCCACCAGCCUCACACCAACCCACAAUCGAGCACCCAUCACCUAACAUCCCUCUCCACCUGCCCCUGGAUGUUACUGGAUUAUACACACCUACCAGUGCUAACCUGCCAUACACCGUCAACGAUUCACCGGGAACUUCGAUCAUAGGGAUAUCCGAGUUCAUGGAAAGGCUCCUUCUAGCAGCUUCUCACCAGGGAUACCUCGCUCUAUGCAAUCCCUCUAUCAGUUUGAAUCAACUCCAAAGGCCCUUUGGAUUCAUCUUUAGUAUGAUGAACCGCGAACGCCUAACAUCUUUUUUCAAAGCGGAGUUACAUGCUCAACUAAACCAGAAACCGCUGGACGGAUGGGAGGGAAUUCCCUUUUUCAGGUUGGGGGGUGCGGGAACCCAUUAUCCCGACCAGAGAAGCUCCGGUUCUUUUGUCCCUCGUCACCAUCGAUGGGACACCGUGGAGGACCCUUUAUCACUUGUCACGGCCAAUUUACGAACGCAACUAGAAGGAGAUUGGUUUGACUUACAGGACCUGGAGGGUUACAUUCGAGAGAAGAAUGUGCUCCUACUUACCUCAGCUGGAUUGGUCAGCAGAGGAGUAUGCUUGGGUCGGACACCUGGGUUCCAACGCGAUGAUGUGGAGGAGGCCCUGCGUUCUUCCAUAAUUUUGUGA
Aspergillus welwitschiae is the source of this 1305-nucleotide messenger RNA. RefSeq names its product bZIP transcription factor. Gene Ontology annotation, molecular function: DNA-binding transcription factor activity. NCBI's taxonomy places the organism in Eukaryota, Fungi, Ascomycota, Eurotiomycetes, Eurotiales, Aspergillaceae. The transcript is spliced from 3 exons. The record is from RefSeq and is a predicted model, not a curated record. The coding region runs from base 1 to 1305 and encodes 434 amino acids. Gene Ontology annotation, biological process: regulation of DNA-templated transcription.